Molecule: messenger RNA, 1107 nt
Organism: Hordeum vulgare subsp. vulgare (domesticated barley)
Lineage: Eukaryota; Viridiplantae; Streptophyta; Magnoliopsida; Poales; Poaceae
Product: cyclase-like protein 4
Exons: 6
Coding region: 98-931 (277 amino acids)
Molecular function (GO): arylformamidase activity
Source: RefSeq, a predicted model, not a curated record
CACCUACUACCAAUGAUCGAUACACCUUGUUCCUUCCGAGUUUUGACCGGCCGCGUGUGCAGCAGAAGCAAACACUCCAACUCCACGCUCCACGGCCAUGGAGCUCCUUCCCUUCUUCCUCCUGCUCCUCGUGGGCGCCACCGUGGCCUCCGCCGAACCCGCAUACCCCGGCUACGGCGCCACCGACGCCGAGCCGGCGUGCGGCGUGAAGGGGGAUGCAGCAGCAGCUGUGGCGCCGGUGCCCGUGCCGGAGAGGCGCGAGGAGUUCGACGGCGGCCGGAUCCUGGACAUCAGCCACUACUACCGGGAGGACAUGCCGGCGUUCGAGUCGGCGGAGGGCACGCCCGGGUUCCUGCGGCUGGCGCGCUCCAUGCGCAACGGCUCCGACAUCGCCAACUUCUCCGAGCUCCGGCUCACGGCGCACUCCGGCACCCACGUCGACGCGCCGGGCCACGUCUUUGAGCACUACUACGACGCCGGCUUCGACAUCGACACGCUCGACCUCGCCGUCCUCAACGGACCAGCGCUGCUGGUAGAUGUUCCAAGGGACACCAACAUAACAGCUGAUGUCAUGGAAUCCUUGCAUAUUCCUAAAGGAGUCCGCCGUGUACUCUUCCGAACCUUAAACACCGACAGAAAGCUUAUGUGGAAGAAAGAGUUUGAUUCAAGUUAUGUUGGCUUCAUGGAAGACGGUGCUCAGUGGUUGAUUGAUAACACCGACAUCCAACUAGUUGGAGUUGAUUACUUAUCCGUGGGAGCAUAUGAUGAAUGUAUUCCAGCUCAUCUAGUUUUUCUUGAGAAAAUGGAAGUCAUCCUUGUGGAAGCCUUAAACCUUGAAGAUGUUGCCACUGGAAUAUACACCUUGCAUUGCUUGCCACUAAGGUUGCGCGGCGCUGAAGGUUCUCCAGCGAGAUGCAUCCUCAUCAAGUAACAAAAUCAAUAUGAAUUUGCAAAUGGCUGUGUCCAAUCUCCAGUAGAUAAUAGAUGAAACAUACUUUGUAGAUUCUGCUAGUACACUUGCUUUGAAUCUGGCAUCUCUGUACAAUGUAAAAGGCUACUUGUGACUCUGCGAAUUUUAGUGUCAAAUUUCAGUAUGGGUUAGACUCA